UAUACACUUGGCCUAAUACAAGCCCUAACCUAAAGAGGCAUGUUUAGGUUAGGGCUUAGUGUGGCAGUCACAAAUUGCUAUUCGUAAAUGGAACAACUAAGUAGAACAAACCAUCCACAAAAAUGGCACCUAAGAAGAAAUGGUCUAAAGGAAAAGUGAAAGACAAGGCUCAACACGCCACUGUCUUCGACAAGAAUCUUAUUGACCGUAUCAACAAGGAGGUUCCCGCCUUCAAGUUUAUCUCCGUCUCCGUCCUUGUCGACCGUAUGAAGAUGAACGGUGCUCUUGCUCGUAUCGCCAUCAGAGACUUGGCUGACCGUGGUGUUAUCCAAAAGGUGGACCACUCUUCUAAGCAGUUCAUCUACACCCGUGUUCCUGCUGCUUCUGCUUAAGAUGUAGAAGUGUUGAUACGAAUAAAUUUUUUUCGAUUAUUGAAUACAAGAAAGAGUGUAGUUUUGUGAAGUACCUCAUGAUAAGUAGUAGAUGUAGAUUGGUUUUCUAUUGUAUACAGUGGAUGAAAGCUUUGGUUUUGAAGGACUCCAAAUAAAGUAUGUGGUAAUGUUAGAGAUCGUCGACAA
Schizosaccharomyces octosporus yFS286 is the source of this 578-nucleotide messenger RNA. Its product is annotated as 40S ribosomal protein S25. The record is from RefSeq and is a predicted model, not a curated record. The transcript is spliced from 3 exons. Lineage: Eukaryota; Fungi; Ascomycota; Schizosaccharomycetes; Schizosaccharomycetales; Schizosaccharomycetaceae. Gene Ontology annotation, cellular component: cytosolic small ribosomal subunit. The coding region runs from base 123 to 392 and encodes 89 amino acids. Gene Ontology annotation, molecular function: structural constituent of ribosome.